Molecule: messenger RNA, 537 nt
Organism: Pangasianodon hypophthalmus (striped catfish)
Lineage: Eukaryota; Metazoa; Chordata; Actinopteri; Siluriformes; Pangasiidae
Product: ubiquitin carboxyl-terminal hydrolase 29-like
Exons: 4
Coding region: 31-537 (168 amino acids)
Biological process (GO): protein deubiquitination
Cellular component (GO): cytosol; nucleus
Molecular function (GO): cysteine-type endopeptidase activity; cysteine-type deubiquitinase activity
Source: RefSeq, a predicted model, not a curated record
CAUGAAUUCCUCUGCCACUGUCUGACCCAAAUGGAGGAGUCUGGGCGAUGGCUGGGUUGGCAAGAGGAUGUGGACCCUAGAUGCCCAGUCAGGGCCAAUUUCAAGUUCAAGAUGAGGAACAUUAUAACAUGCUCCAGCUGUGGAUCCCAGCAGAACAAAGUGGAAGUGUUUAAUCACAUCUCUCUGCCCCUGGUGCACAACUCAGUGGACGAGUGCCUCUAUGACAUAGUUAAUAACCCCACAGAGUUAGAGAGCAAAUGCAAGGUGUGUGGAGGAGAAUGUGCCAAGUCCAGGUGGAUGUUCCACACUCUGCCCAGGUUUCUGAUUCUGCAGCUGAACAGGUUCAAAGUGACUGAAUAUUACACAGUCGUCAAGCUGCAUAUGCCAGUGGAGAUCAAACCUGAGCUGCAGAUAAACUGUCAUCCUGAAUCCGAUAUGCCCGGAAUAGGUACGUCGCAAGCAAAAAAACUAGUCCGAGCCUCAAGUCCAAGAGAGUCAUCUAAUGUUUACAGCCAGUAUAAAUCACAUCCAUAUUAG